GCCAGGGAUGGGGUUCUGCCUGUCCCCUGCCUGUCCCCCUGCCCACAGUGGCUGUGCCAUGCCGUGCCAUGCUCUCCCAUGCCAUGCUGUGCCCUGCCAUGCCAUUCCCUGUGUGCCGUUCUCUGUAUGCCAUGCCAAGACAUGCCAUUCUCCUGUGCCGUGCCAUGCCAUUCCCUGUAUUCCAUUCCCCGUGCACCAUGCCAUGCCGUGCCACUGCCCGCGUGCCAUUCCCUGCCAUUCCCUGUGCGCCAUUCCAGCCGUGCGGGUGCGGUCGGGAAUAGCUCCCGGGGCCUGCCCCGGCCCUGACAUUUCUGCUCCGCGGUGUCAGUUUUACACCGGCCCUGGGUGACCUCGGCUGGCCCGGUCCCUGUCGCCGGUCACUUGUCCCCUACCCCCAUCCCUGUCCCCGUCCCGUGUCCCAGUCUCGCUCCCUGUCCCCGUCCCCCCGCGGUGCCAUCCCGGCUCCGCAGCCACGGGCCCCCCGCUGUCCCCUUUUCCUGUCACCCCUCUCGGUCCCCCGGUCCCUCCGGUGCCCCCGGUCCCGCCCCGCCCCGCCCCGCCCGGGGCCGCCCCGCCGGGACCGGAGCGGGCAGAGCCACCGCCGGGGUGUGACAGCACCGGGACAGACAGACAGACAGACAGACCCCGACAGUGCAGGAACUGGAGAGGGCAGAGCCACCGCCGGGGUGUGACAGCACCGGGACCGACUGACACCACCACUGCCACCGCCGCCCCUCUGCCACCAGGAUGCUCUCGAUGGCCCAGCCGAGCCCGGAGCGGGUGCCCAGCCCUGCGGAGCAGGAGUGGGCAGGGCCCGAGGCGCUGUGCCCAGGCUGGCUGGAGGACGAGGCCCCCGAUGGCGACGUGCCCGGGGACAGCGGGGACCCCGACGGUGCCACCCACGCCUUCGAGCGGCUGCAGAGCGCCCUGUGCCAGGAGGGGCUGCCCCCCACGCUGGACUGCUCCGCGGAGCCCCGCACGGGAUUUGGCCCGCUGGACAUGACCGUUUGCAUCCUGGGCUCCCCCACCGCCUUCCUGCCCGUCCUGCUGGAGGGUGGUACCCGCUGCCCAGGUGCCAUGGUGCUGUGCCUGUCACCCACCUGGGCCAGCCGGGCGCCGUCGGAGUCGUGUCCCGGCGCUUGGUCCCUGCUGCUCUCCCAGGGGGUCUCCUUCAAGGUGGGGGGUCACAGCGCCCUGGAGACCUUCGUGCCCCCCCGCCGUGCCAACUACGUGACCGGGCACGUUCGCGCCGUGGGACCCCGAGGGCGGUGGGCGGCUGAGCUGGCCCGUGACCUCGACUGCCCCACGGGGGGCUCGGCCCCGCUCGCCCGACGCCUCGAGGACCUGCUGGUCACCCGCUGGGUGCUGGCAGCUCGUGCCAAGCUGCCCGUGCCCCCCACACUGGCCUUCGUCCUGGAGGCUCGGGGGGACCUGCCCGCCGAGCUGGAGGUGCCCGGGGUGAGGCUGGUGAGGCUGCAGGACCCCCAGGGCCAGGACAGCCUGGUGCAGGAGGAGGUGGGCGCCUUCCUGGGGGGCACCGCCAUGGAGCCCUACAGCCAGGUGAUGGUGCGGCCGGCGGGGUGGCGGUGGCGGGGGACGGGCACCCACAGCACCCACCGGAAGGAGGAGGGGGCGGCGGUGGCGCAGGCGGUGUGUGCCCGGCUCCGGGGGCUGACGGAGGAGGACAGCGUCCUGUUGGAGGCCAUGGUGCCCACCGCCCGCCUGCCCCUGCCCCCCCCACGCAGCCCAGCCCCGCGGCUGCCCGUGGCCCUGCGCAUCUGCGCCCUGCUCUGCAGGUCCUGGGGGGACCGGCCCCAGCUCUGCCAGGUGGCCUGCGCCGUGGGACGCGCGGAGAGCCCGGUGCGUCACGGGGCGGCGCUGCCCCAGGGCCUGGACUCCAGCCUGCAGCAGUGGGGGGUGGUGGCCCCCAGCCAGCGCCAGGCGCUGGCCACGCGGCUCCGGGAGGCCGCCGAGGCCGCCAUGGCCGCCCUCCUGGCCGCCGAGGCCGAGCUGAGCCCGCAGCAGCGCGGCGGCACCCGCGCCCGCACCGACAUCCUGGGUGUGGACUUCUUGCUGGCGUGCGUGGAUGACGCCCUGGAGCUGGUGGCCCUGGCCACCAACAGCCAGCGGUGCCUGGAGACCUGCGUGCUGGCCGAGGCCAUGGGGCGCGCCGUGGGGGAGCCCGCCGGGGACCUGCCCCGGCUGCUGGCCGAGGCCAUGCUGCACCGGGCGCAGUGUCACCUGGUGGAGGGCAAGGACAUCCUGCUCAUCGGGGCCGGCGGCGUCAGCAAGAGCUUCGUCUGGGAGGCGGCUCGAGAGUACGGGCUGAAGAUCCACCUGGUGGAGUCGGACCCGGAGCACUUCGCGGCGGGGCUGGUCCAGACCUUCCUGCCCUACGACAGCCGGGAGCACCGGCGGGACGAGGAGCACGCGGAGCGGGUGCUGGAGCUGGUGCGCUCCCGGGGGCUGCGGCCCCACGCCUGCCUCUCCUACUGGGACGACUGCGUGGUGCUGGCGGCGCUGGUGUGCCAGGGCCUGGGGCUGCGCGGCUGCUCGCCCGCCGCCGUCCGCGUGGCCAAGCAGAAGAGCCGGACCCACCAGCACCUGCAGCGCUGCCGCCGCGGCCGCCCGCCGCCCGCCGCCUUCGCCGUGCCCUGCCGCCGGCUGCAGAGCCACGGCGACGUGGAGCGGGCGGCGGGCGCCGUGCCCUUCCCGGCCGUGGCCAAGCUGGAGUUCGGGGCCGGAGCCGUCGGGGUGCGGCUGGUGGAGGACGCCGGGCAGUGCCACGCGCACGCGGCGAGGCUGUGGCGGGACCUGCGGGACGACGCCGACCACCCGGGCAUCGGGCUGGGCUGGGGCAACGCCAUGCUGCUCAUGGAGUACGUGCCGGGCACCGAGCACGACGUGGACCUGGUGGUCUUCGACGGGCGGCUCGUGGGCGCCUGGGUGUCGGACAACGGCCCCACGCGUGUCCCCGCCUUCCUGGAGACGGCGGCCUGCCUGCCCUCCUGCCUGCCCGCCGACCGGCAGGCGCAGCUGGUGCGGGCGGCCCUGCAGUGCUGCCGGGCGUGCGGGCUGCGCGACGGCGUCUUCAACGUGGAGCUCAAGCUGGGGCCGGGGGGCCCGCGGCUGCUCGAGAUCAACCCCCGCAUGGGGGGCUUCUACCUGCGCGACUGGAUCCGGGAGGUCUACGGCCCCGACCUGCUGCUGGCGGCGGUGCUGGUGGCGCUGGGGGUGCCGCCGGUGCUGCCCGCCCGCCCCGCGCCCCGCGCCCACCUGGCCGGGGUGAUGUGCCUGGGCUCGGAGCACGGCGCGGCGCUGGCGGGCGGCGGCGGGAUGGAGGCGCUGCGGGAGCUGCAGGGCCGGGGGCUCGUCCGCCUCAACCGGCUCUUCGAGGAGGUGGCGGGGGACGGCGAGUACGAGGAGCCGCUGCUGAGCGUGGCGUGCGACGGGGCGACGCGGGCGGAGGCUUGCGUGCGCCUGCUGGGGCUGUGCCAGGCGCUGGGCAUCGACUCCCCGAGAUACCCCGUGGAGCAUUUCUUGUCCCACUUCAAAUAGCGCCGGGCAGGCAGCGGGGACGGCGGGGGGAAAGCGGGGCGAGGGCGCGGGGAAAGCCCACCCGCCGCCCCGGUCCCCCCUCCCGCCGCCCCGCUCCCCGGCAUCCCC
Molecule: messenger RNA, 3666 nt
Organism: Pseudopipra pipra
Lineage: Eukaryota; Metazoa; Chordata; Aves; Passeriformes; Pipridae
Gene: CARNS1
Product: carnosine synthase 1
Biological process (GO): carnosine biosynthetic process
Molecular function (GO): carnosine synthase activity; homocarnosine synthase activity; ATP binding
Source: RefSeq, a predicted model, not a curated record